Dinoponera quadriceps is the source of this 552-nucleotide messenger RNA. RefSeq names its product odorant receptor 4-like. Gene Ontology annotation, biological process: detection of chemical stimulus involved in sensory perception of smell; sensory perception of smell. Gene Ontology annotation, cellular component: plasma membrane. Lineage: Eukaryota; Metazoa; Arthropoda; Insecta; Hymenoptera; Formicidae. The transcript is spliced from 4 exons. The record is from RefSeq and is a predicted model, not a curated record. The annotation marks the transcript as partial. Gene Ontology annotation, molecular function: odorant binding; olfactory receptor activity.
GUCCUUCACGUAUGCGGGCAGAUUGACAUAGUGCGACAAAAGCUAGGUGAGAUCACGCGAAAGGACAUCGAGCGCGGUGUGUCCAGAAGCAUCGUGAAAAGGUUGAUCGUCCGACACCAGAGGAUCAUUUCCUUCUCGCAGAACAUCGAAGCUUUCUUUUCGAACAUCGCGCUCGUACAGUUCGUGUCGAACACUGUGAUCAUCUGCUGCUUGGGAUUUCUCAUCGUCAUCUCCAUCGGUUUGCCGAACGCGUCGACGACCUUAAUAAAAUCCAUGCUGUUUUACAUGGUAAUUAAUUCGGACGCGUUUAUCUUCUGUUUCGUCGGCGAGUAUCUCAGCACGAAGAGCAGAAUGAUCGGCGACGCGGCGUACGAAUCGCUCUGGUACGACUUGAAGCCAAACCAGAAUCGAGAUCUCCUGCUAAUGAUCGUGAGAUCGCAGAAGCACCUGACGCUCACGGUCGGCAAGUUCGUGGACCUUUCGUUAAUCCAAUUCGGCAGUGUCGUGAAAGCCUCGGCGUCAUACGUGUCGGUGUUGCACGCGAUGUACUGA